AUGGACUGUCUGAGACGGAAGAACCACAAGAAACGCGAGCACAAGAAACAACGACCCGUGUCUGCUCACGUUUCUUCAAGCCAGAGUCAGCCAUCCUUAGUGGAACACAUCCCCAAUGGCAGCCUGCCCAGGGUCAGUAGCACUGGACUGUGGAUGGAGACGCCGGGUGUCUACGCAGUGCCUCCAUCUCAGAAUUACUAUUACCCUCAUCCCCACAGCUACGGCAUGUAUGGCAAAGAAUACACCUACCCCAUGUCCCGGGCCAUAUCGGAGUCAAGAAUACCACAACCUGUACCAAUGCCAGGCCAGCGAUUCUACCACAGCCAACACCUAGCACCUCUCUAUGAGGUACCGCCAUCCCGAGGAAUGGAAAUAUAUGAUUACCCAUUUUCAGUGCAAAAUGGCGGCUACCGAUCCAAACUGCUGGAAUCAAGACACACCCCUGAGUACUACAGCAACAUGGGUGAGUUUAUCAUGAAGCCACGAGUCGAGAGGUCUCAAAGUAUUACAGAAGAAAGGCGACCAAUAAAACCUCAACAACGAAAGGAAAUACCCAAACAAUCAAAGACAUUUGGCCAAGAAAAUGGUAAAGUACCAGUCGCUAUAAAUAAUAAUAGUAGCCAUCGAUCAUCAUGGGCUGAUGAAGGCAGAACGUUAUUAAAGCCUUUAAAUGGUUUAUCUGAAGGUCAAAAAGUAAACGGUGAAAACUUUCGUGGUAUUCUGCCCAGCAGGGCGCUUUCAGCUGAGUCCAUAGCGACAAACAGAACAACGAUACCUUCUAAAGAAUCCAUACCUGCAGUACCAUACACUACUCGAUUACUUCAACAGCAUGGCUCAACAAGUACGGUCAGCGCUACCGUACAUAGUUCAGAAAACACUAUUUCUCCUUUGGCUACAGACAGCAUGAAACUUCUGGCCAAAAAUAAAACUGAUGAUCAAAAAACGCAACCUUCCUUUUCAUCUCUUAUAGAGGAAAAGAACGCAAAAAAUAUCGACAACAAUGACAGUGAAUUGAACCUUAGACAUUACAUUUAUGAAGGUUCUAUUUACGCUGUUCCAAAAAGAAAUGCUAAUGACAGUGACUACGACAAUCCUAUCGUAAAUCGUAUAAAAGAUAUGGUCAUUGAGAAAACUCGAAAUAGUCCUACUCUAUCUCCUGUCGGCAGCUGGAAGAAUCCAUACGAGGGCAGAAUUUCCAACACUGUGAAAACGCCAGCGUCAGGUGUCGAUAACUCUUAUGAGAUCAGUAAAGUAACGAAAGUCGUUACAACUACGGUGACAGAAUCUUUUGAACCUGCAAGCAUUUCGGUUAAGAAGAAUUCUUCAGCGCAGCAGACGAGCAAAAAUAUUGACGUUGUUGAUGGGUUAUUCCUGCCAGACAUUUCUGAUCUGGAUAAAGAUUACAAAGAAGUCUCUUCGUCAAAGCUAGCAGUUCCAAACGUCGUGGUACAUUCGGAUGAAGUAAGCAGACAAACGGGUAUACCCAGUCCUUUCAGUGACAAGAAUAAAGGCGACUUGUCUCCAAGAUGGAGCUUGGAUACUGACAGUGGCACUGAUGAUAUAAACAAAGCAGGUAAACACCUCGCUUCAACAGCCUUCCAGUUUUUGGACAGUUACCUGUCUGAUGACGAAGGCACGGAAAGCCUUGUCGAGAGCCCGCCUCUAUCUCCAGGAGGACUGAAAG
This is a messenger RNA of Candidula unifasciata, 1684 nucleotides long. The record is from the annotation of a GenBank genome assembly. Lineage: Eukaryota; Metazoa; Mollusca; Gastropoda; Stylommatophora; Geomitridae.